AUGCCUGUAACACGUUCGAAGGCGACUGUUACUGAAAUAACUCUUACACAAACGGUGAAGGUAGAAAAACCUCGCGCAGCUCGCAAAGCGAAAGUAAACGGAAAAAUUGUUUCCAAAGCCUCCAAAGGAAAUCGAAACAUCGAGCACCUUUUUGCACUAGCCGAAGUACCCAAAGAUCUUCUGCUUCCAUCAGAAUUUGAGGCAUACCAUGAUCUGCGUUUCAUUGAAGGUGUUAAGCAUAUCUUGUCCAUAGACCCAACGUUGUACCCCGUCGUAGUGCAUCUGAAAUUUCGGGCCUUUUCCAAUGAAGAGAAACCAAUUCAAUCAGAAAGGGACACCAUUCUACACUACUGGUAUGCACUUAUCUCGUCCGUUAUUGGUCAGCAAGUAUCAGGGUCUGCAGCGAAAGCGAUUGAAAGUCGCUUCAGCCUGUCCUUUGAGGGCAAACCAACACCUGAGAAAACGCUUCUAAAGACAGACGAAGAGCUACGGGCAGUAGGCCUACUGAAAAUGAAGGCAAAGUACGUGAGACAUAUCAGCGAGACGUUUGCACAGCCAGGCGAACUCACGUCCUUGGCCUUCUAUUCUACGCCAAAAGAAGAUGUGAUCAAGGGAUUAACUCAACUUAUGGGUAUCGGCGAGUGGUCAGCGAAAAUGUUUGCAGUCUUCACUCUCCGGGAAUUGGAUAUUUUCGCCUUUGACGAUUUGGGAGUGGCCCGUGGGGUGGCCAGGUAUUUGGAAAAUCGGCCUGAGAUGCUAGCCAAAGUAAAGGAAGGUGUACAUGCGGUGGAAGAACUUAAAAAAAGGCUUACGAAGCGUGGUAAGUUUCAAACAAAGUCGUCAAAAAGGACUUGGACUCCGCUACAUGACGAGUACGUAAAAUAUUUGGGACUCAUGUUUGCGCCUUACCAACUGGUGUUUAUGCUUAUUAUGUGGAGACUCGCAUCUACAAAUGUUGAGGUAUUAGAAAAUGUUAGGGACUAG
Molecule: messenger RNA, 984 nt
Organism: Clavispora lusitaniae ATCC 42720
Lineage: Eukaryota; Fungi; Ascomycota; Pichiomycetes; Serinales; Metschnikowiaceae
Source: RefSeq, a predicted model, not a curated record